CCUCAAGCAGCUGGGGAGGUGCCCGUGCAGAGGGGUACCAGCCAGGAAGGGGCACCAGCUCGAGGAGCACACCCGGCAGGAGCCAUGGCACAACUCCUGCCCUGCUGGCUCUGGGUCCUGGGGACCCUGGCCAGGCUCGUGGCCCCCAAUAUCCCCCAGACAUGCCCCCCUCAUCACUAUAGGGCUGGAGGACACCUCUGCUGCCAGAUGUGUGAGCCAGGGACAUACCUGGUGAGAGACUGUGCCAGGAACGGAAAGCCAACUCAGUGCGCCCCAUGUGUGCAGGGGGUGUCCUUCUCACCCGACCACCACAGCCGGCCCCACUGUGAGAGCUGCCGGCACUGUAACUCUGGUCACCUCACUCGAAACUGCACCCUGACUGCCAAUACAGAAUGCACCUGUCCCCAGGGGUGGCAGUGCCGGGACACAGAGUGCACUGAGUGCCACCCUACCCCAACCGCCUCGCCAGCCAUCACAUCAGUUCAGACCCCAGGCUGGCACCCUCCACCCACCCACAUACCUUAUACCCAAAGGGUGCUGGAAGCUAGGACGGUCCAGCAGGUACAGACUAAGGCUGAUUUUCAGCGGCUGCCUGGUCCACCCCUGCCUACCACAGGACCAGACCACAGGUCCCUGUGCAACUCAGACUGCAUCCGAGUCUUUGUGGUCCUCUCUGGAAUGAUCUUCGGUUGUCUGGUGGGAGCCGUAUUCUUCCACCAACACAGAAAAUCCGGACUAAGUCGAGGAGCGAGCGCCAGAGCCCCGCAGGAGGAGAGCAGCAUGCUGCCAGUGCAGGAGGCCUACCGCAAGCCUGAGCCUGUCGGGCCCUGAGCGCCUCGGGAUCGAGCCCGGGAGACGCAGCCUCUGGGUGGGAGGGGAGCCGGGGCACUUCUUUCCGGAAAAACCCACGUGUUGACGGUGGCUGAGAAACUCCUGCAAAUAAAGUGAAUGACUGACCGCCCUGCCCCA
Erinaceus europaeus (western European hedgehog) is the source of this 969-nucleotide messenger RNA. RefSeq names its product CD27 molecule (gene CD27). The transcript is spliced from 6 exons. Gene Ontology annotation, molecular function: protein binding; transmembrane signaling receptor activity. The record is from RefSeq and is a predicted model, not a curated record. Gene Ontology annotation, biological process: apoptotic process; signal transduction; negative regulation of apoptotic process. The coding region runs from base 85 to 831 and encodes 248 amino acids. Gene Ontology annotation, cellular component: membrane; external side of plasma membrane. Lineage: Eukaryota; Metazoa; Chordata; Mammalia; Eulipotyphla; Erinaceidae.